This is a messenger RNA of Daucus carota subsp. sativus, 1320 nucleotides long. RefSeq names its product peroxidase 19. The transcript is spliced from 3 exons. The record is from RefSeq and is a predicted model, not a curated record. Lineage: Eukaryota; Viridiplantae; Streptophyta; Magnoliopsida; Apiales; Apiaceae. Gene Ontology annotation, biological process: hydrogen peroxide catabolic process; response to oxidative stress. Bases 129 to 1172 code for a protein of 347 amino acids. Gene Ontology annotation, molecular function: peroxidase activity; heme binding.
AGUGGCUUUUGGCAGCGCAACAACACUUGCACUUUUGUUUUCUUUCUAUUUGACACUACUCACUUGUUACAUUGUCGCUCCCACCUCAAGUACUAGCUUCUCUUUUGUACUAAUCCAUUUCACUUGCAAUGUCUUUAUCUCUUGUGCCUUAUUCUCUCAUCACCAUUCUCCUCAUUCUUCCACUCACCUCUUACUCUCUAAACAUGUCCACCUCCUCCGCCACCACCCCCGCUCGCCGCGCACCACGGCAGCUCUCGGUGGAUUAUUAUGCCAGGACUUGCCCUCAUGUAGAACAGCUUGUCGCCACGGUCACCUCACAACAGUUUAGAGAAGUUCCGGUCUCUGGACCUGCCACCAUUCGGCUCUUCUUCCACGACUGCUUUGUUGAGGGGUGUGAUGGGUCCGUAUUGAUAUCGACUAAACCGGGAAGCAAACAAUGGGCGGAGAAGGACGCGGAAGAUAACAAGGACCUGGCUGUGGAGGCUUUUGAUAGCAUAAAUAAGGCCAAGUCACUAUUAGAGACCAAGUGCCCUGGUGUUGUGUCUUGUGCAGAUAUUCUUGCUAUCGCUGCUAGAGAUUUCGUCCACUUGGCCGGGGGACCUUAUUAUCCGGUGAAGAAAGGCAGGUGGGACGGAAGAUUCUCAUUGGCAUCAAAUGUAAACCUCAACGUUCCACACUCGAAUUCUACAGUAAAUGAACUCAUCAAGCUAUUUGCAUCGAAAGGUUUGACACCAGAUGAUCUAGUAGUACUCUCUGGUGCACAUACCAUUGGAUUUUCACAUUGUAAAAACUUCGUGAAUCGACUAUAUGACUACAAGGGUACAAAGCAGCCAGACCCUUCAAUUGAUCCGAGACUUCUCAAGGCCUUGAGAAUGUCCUGCCCACCAUUUGGCCGUAGUGGCACUGUGGUGGCACCAUUUGACGUUACAACACCUUUUCUAUUCGACAAUGCUUACUAUCAAAACUUGGAAGCUAGAUUAGGUUUGUUAACUUCAGAUCAACAGCUGUUUUUCGAUGCAAGAACUAAGCCCAUGGUUCAGGCUUUGGCAAAGGAUAAGCAGCGCUUCUUCCAAGCAUUUUCAGUAGCUAUGGAUAAAAUGGGAUCAAUAGGUGUGAAGAGGGGAAGGAAACAUGGAGAGAAAAGGAAAUAUUGCAGUGUUCAUGCAUUAUAAUUGUCACUUAGUAUUUGUCUAUAUUCUUUUAGAUUUCUUUAAUUUUUCUUCCUCAGUUUCAUGUUGUUCCAUUCCAUGAUCAGUUUCCUCCCAUUUGAUUGAUUUUUUUCAUUUUCAGUUUCUUGAUGAUAUCUGUACUUAUUCAUUA